UUAUUUCGGGUUCUAAUUGGAUUAACCUGAAUAGAUCGGAUCCUCGGAAAUCAGGCGAAGAAGACGACUAAAUUUCUCCUGGGAUUAGAGAGAGAGGAAGGAAAAAUGGCGUCGGGGUGGGGGAUAACGGGAAACAAAGGGAGGUGUUACGAUUUCUGGAUGGAUUUCAGCGAAUGUAUGUCUCAUUGCAGAGAGCCCAAAGACUGUACUCUUCUUCGUGAAGACUACCUCGAGUGUCUUCACCAUUCCAAAGAGUUCCAACGAAGAAACAGGAUAUACAAAGAAGAACAACGUAAACUAAGAGCUGCAUCAAGGAAAGGCGAAGAAACCGGGGAUGGGACUCAUACUCAUCACUAGUCGAGAUUUUCCUCCUAUCUCCAAAGUUUGCAUCUUUCGAAGAAUAAACAAAAGUUUCUUGAAGAUUUCUGUAUCUUGUGUGCCAAACUUCAUUUGAUCGUAUUCAGUUUGCUUUUGCAAUGGAUUUUUUUGUCUUUGCUUUGUCUAUUACCUUUGACCGAGUUGUAAUAUGCCUUUGGCUACUCGUCAAACACAGACUCCUUCUUUAAUGGUAAUAAUUACUCCUACAGUUAUAUUAAAAUCAUUAUUCGAGAGACAUUAAAAACAGAACAGUGGGUGGAAUAAUGAAAA
This is a messenger RNA of Arabidopsis thaliana (thale cress), 648 nucleotides long. Its product is annotated as NADH-ubiquinone oxidoreductase-like protein. The transcript is spliced from 2 exons. Gene Ontology annotation, cellular component: mitochondrion; mitochondrial intermembrane space; mitochondrial inner membrane. NCBI's taxonomy places the organism in Eukaryota, Viridiplantae, Streptophyta, Magnoliopsida, Brassicales, Brassicaceae. The record is from RefSeq and is marked reviewed. Bases 106 to 357 code for a protein of 83 amino acids.